AUGCAGGCCGUACUGCGAGCGCCCAUUGCCCUGUUUUCCUUGUUGGUCGAUGUGUUAUUGUUCUGGUACAGGAAACUAUGGGGACGGUGGACUACCAGGAGCGAGAUUGACGAGUGGCUCGAUGCGCUACAUGAUGCCGAGGUAUAUGAGGAUUGGGAGCAUGCGGCCUUGCACCUGGACAACCUGAAGGAACUCAAUCUCUGGCGCAACAAUCCGUCCUCUCACCACUACGACUGGAUGCUCAUCAACGACCGUGUAAACUCGAUCGUCGAGGCCCGCGACAGCGACGACCUACAAUUACUCGUCGAUCUGGUGCGCUCCGGGCUGGUACGCAAUCUCGGCAAUAUCACAUCCCCGCGGCUGUACAAUCGGGCCUUCGCCGGGACUAAAUACCUGAUCGAAGAGUACGUUGCGCAGAUGGUCGAGGCCAUCGAGGACAUAAGAAACCGCAUCGCCACGCCGCCACACGAUAAUUACACGCAUUCGUACGCCCUGUCGACCCAGCGGAAGCUGGAUAUCCUGCACGACUCCAGACAGGCGUUCGGGCGGAGCACGCUGGUGCUUAAGGGUGGCGCCAUGUUUGGGCUGUGCCACAUGGGCGUAGUUAAGGCGCUGUUCCUGCGAGGUCUGCUGCCGCGCAUCAUCACCGGCACCGCGACCGGUGCGCUCGUCGCCACUCUAGUGGCCAUCCAUACGGACGACGAGUUACCCGGCGUGCUGAAGGGGGACGGGAUCGAUCUGUCAGCCUUCGAGAGGCAUAGACAGCAGGUGCACAGCGACCGCAGCUGUUCGCCUUUCGUCGGGCGUACCGGGAAUACGCUUCUCCGCAGGCUGCUCAGAUUCUGGCGCGAAGGCUAUUUUCUCGACGUGAAGGUGCUUGAGGAGUGCGUCAAAGACAACGUCGGCGAUUUGACCUUCGAGGAGGCGUACAAUAGGAGCAAGCGUGUCUUAAACAUCGCGGUUGCUAUCGCAGAGCAGGACGGGAUCCCUGCGCUCUUGAAUUACAUUACCGCCCCGAACGUGUUAAUUUGGACAGCGGCCGUCGCAUCCAAUGCCUCUACCCCCUCUCUCUACGGAAGCAGGCGAACAACGAUACUGUGCAAGGAUGUGACCGGAAAAAUCGUGCCCUGGGCGCCAGCCAGCACUUUUCUUCCUUGGACACACACGUCAGACAAGAACCACAAGUCGCCACUAUCGCGCGUCGCGCAGCUCUUCAACGUCAACCACUUCGUGGUCAGCCAGGCCCGCCCUUACCUGAUCCCUUUCCUCGAGUCGGACAUGCACGGCCCGCCGCUCUUCACCGCGCGGCACAAGCAGGCGCAACUGACGGGUCACAUAUUCAGGAUCGUCGGGUUAGAGGUUCGGCAUCGCCUGCGGCAGCUCGACACGUUGGGCCUGCUACCCGCCGCCAUUCGAAGGUUUUUGGUCGACGAGGAAGUGCCAGGCGCAAGCGUGAUGCUCGUGCCCAAGGUGACGGCAGGGGACUUCGUGCGCCUGCUCGACACCCCCACUCGUGAAACGCUAGAUUACUGGAUCCUGCGCGGCGAGAAGAGUGUGUGGCCGGCCGUGUGCGCGCUGACCACGAGGUGCGCUAUAGAGUACGAGAUUGAAAGUUCAUAUCAGCGAACGCGUAGUGUCAAGGCUGCGGGCCUAAGGCGGAAGGCGAGCACUGGCGGAGCCGUCCCGGGACUUCAGGCUACCAACGGCAAGACGAUCGUCACCCCUCCCUCCUCUUCGGGCGCAACGCAUGAGGGACUCAGGCAGCAGAGCGAGGUGGUAGAUUAGAGGCGCCGAUAUCCGUUGCCUGUCCGUACCACCCUGUGGCCAUCGCGAGGGGAAAGCGACCCAGGAUUUCCGCAGCGAACAAGCGGGCCAGAUGUCCAAGCGGGGAUGAGAGUCUCCCAUUCUAGGAUGGGUGAAGAGUUUUGAUGAUCGUCUAUGGAGGCAUACCCUCAAGGCCCCUGCAGAAUGCGCCGCAAGGAGGCAGCGCGCCGAUACCAAAAACCAAGGGCUUUCUCGGCCGACCGGCCGGCCGGCCGGCCUUGUGUGGGCUGCUGGCAAGCGAGAGGCAGCUUAAAACGACGCCAUUAAUACAACCAACUAUAUGUGGGUCUGACAAAAGGCCCCUUGUCGAUCCCGUGGUGCCGCCUAUUCACCUACCCAUCAACGAGCGCGGAGUGUGAGGCGCAGAAACUAAUGUGCCUUUACUAAUCAAUCUCAAAGAUGUACCGUCAUC
Durotheca rogersii is the source of this 2236-nucleotide messenger RNA. RefSeq lists its product as uncharacterized. NCBI's taxonomy places the organism in Eukaryota, Fungi, Ascomycota, Sordariomycetes, Xylariales, Xylariaceae. Gene Ontology annotation, molecular function: triacylglycerol lipase activity. The transcript has 4 exons. Bases 1 to 1785 code for a protein of 594 amino acids. Gene Ontology annotation, biological process: lipid metabolic process. The record is from RefSeq and is a predicted model, not a curated record.